This is a messenger RNA of Halteromyces radiatus, 2043 nucleotides long. RefSeq names its product U2-associated SR140 protein. Lineage: Eukaryota; Fungi; Mucoromycota; Mucoromycetes; Mucorales; Cunninghamellaceae. Gene Ontology annotation, biological process: RNA processing. The record is from RefSeq and is a predicted model, not a curated record. Gene Ontology annotation, molecular function: RNA binding. The transcript is spliced from 15 exons. Gene Ontology annotation, cellular component: nucleus. Bases 1 to 2043 code for a protein of 680 amino acids.
AUGUCCAAUAAAAACACUUACUCUAUAGACAAUACUGAAUAUUCAAAGCAUACUUCAACUCGACCACAAAACUUUACUAUGGUCAACAAAAAAACACCUUUUCAACGACACAAAGAGGAGACAGAACUUAAGAAAAAGAAAGAAAAUGAAGAAGCGGCCAAGAUAUAUGAAGAUUUUGUAGCAUCCUUUGAAAAUUCAACAUAUGAUCAAGGCACAUCAGGGUUUGUUCGAGCUUCCAAAGAUCAGACGAAUAGGACAUUAUCUAGUUCAGCCUCUGACAAUUAUAAACCAAUGUCUUUUGUAAAAGCCGGUGAAUCAAAAGCGACUACUGCAAUGACGAACAACUCCAGCCAUAAACGCACUCACCGACAAUCAGAAAAGGAUAUGGAUGAUGACGAUGACAAUGAUGUAGGUGUUUUAGCACAAAUGAAGCAGGCCAAAUCAACGAAAAAGCGUCAUAUGGAUUCCUUCCUGGAAGAAAUCAAAAAAGAACAGCAAAAUCGGGCAAAAGGACAAGAUACAACAUCAUCAAUAUCAUCAGGACACGACAAUAGUUCUGGUUCUCACGAUAAUGGUGAUCCUCAUACAACCAAUCUUUUCCUGUCAGAUCUUAAUCCUGCAGUGAACGAGAAUAUACUAUGCGCAGAAUUUGGAAAAUAUGGACCAAUAGCUUCAGUCAAGGUUAUGUGGCCUCGUACUGAUGAAGAAAUCGAACGACAAAGAAAUUGUGGAUUUGUUAGCUUUAUGACCAGAAAAGAUGCUGCUGCUGCGUUGGAUGGAAUGAAUGGCAAAGUUGUACUUGGACAUACAAUGAAAGUUGGAUGGGGCAAGCCUGUACCAUUACCUGCUCAACCUAUAUUCGUAUUAGACAAGCGAGACGAACAAAAGAAGCUUCCAUUCAACGCCAAAGUGGUGGAUCGGGAAUCUAUUGGAAAACGGACAGAAGUUGUUGUUAUUCCUCCUUCAGAUAUUAACACUAUCAAGAUUAUUCAUCGAACUAUAGAACGUGUUAUCAAAUAUGGUCCUUUGUUUGAAGAAUUGAUUAUGGAAAAGGAAGCUAGUAACCCUCAAUUUGUAUUCUUGUUUGACAGUACACAUCCAGAUCAUAUUUACUACCGUUGGAGACUCUAUUCAAUCCUACAAGGUGAUACUAUGUCCAACUGGCGAACUGAUCCUUUUCAAAUGUUUGAUGAUGGAGAAUGGUGGAUCCCUCCAGAUGUUCCUGAUGUACCGUUUGAUGAAAAUGAAACAACGGAACAAUAUCUUGAUACGGAUGAUGAAGCAAACGAAAGAACGCAACAACGGCUACCAAAGGGACAACUAGGCAAGAUUGGACGACGACGAUAUGAAACGAUGCUACGACAAGUAACAUAUCAACGUGGAACUAUUGCAAAACCAAUGGCUUUUGCUAUUGAACAUGCUGAUGCUUAUGAAGAUAUCGUCGAAAUUACAUUCAAAUCAAUCAUCGGGCCUAAUGCUACUAUCACAUCCAAAAUUGCGCGACUCUUUCUGGUAUCAGAUAUUCUUCACAACAGUAGUGUACAUGUUACCAAUGCUUGGCGAUAUCGUGAUGGAUUUCAACGUCGAUUACCUGAUAUAUUCAAACAUCUCAAUGAUAUUUACAGAUCUAUUACAGCAAGAUUAAAAGCAGAACAAUUCAGACGAUAUAUUAUUACUGUUUUAGGAGCAUGGGAAAAUUGGAUGGUGUUUCCAAAACACUUUAUUGAAAAAUUGGACUCAAUAUUCAUGAAGAAAUCCGAUCAGAUAUUGGAUGAUAUAUCAAUCAACAACAAGAAUGAUGAAGAACACUCGAUUACAGGUGUAGACUCCAAUAACGAAAAGAAUGACAGCAAUGAUCAAACGAUACCACUUGCCUCAAACAACUCAAUUGACCAAUCUGCUGGAAAUCCCGAUGGUGAAGCCUUGGACGAUAUUGAUGGUGAAGCUUUGGAUGAUAUUGAUGGUGAAGCUUUGGGUGAUAUUGACGGAGAGGCCUUGGAUGAUAUUGAUGGAGAAGCAUUUGACGAUAAUGAACAUUUAUAG